UAAUUUACUUUCUUGCGAGACUCUCUUCUCGACUGUUCUCGCCGUAGCUGAAGAAAGUGUCGCGAGAGCUGGUUGCCUUGGCUCCCUGUAGCUAUAGCAGCCGCGGCGGUUUAGGAUGCGGCGGCGGCGGCGGGAGCAGUGAGUUCGACAACCUCAGGGGGGCGGGGCCGAAGUUGGAAAAAAUCUUCAGUCCAUAAGAAGCAUUAUAAACAAGACUGAAGAACAUGUCUUUCCCUGAUUUUGGAUGCUGCUGGAGUUGAGGAUUACGUCCAUUUCACCAGGACUUUUUGGAGGAAGUUCAAGAAAAAUAGAAAGAAGCAAUACUAAAGAACUUCUCUAGAUUAAUCCUGUGCUUUGUUACACUUUGGACAGUGGGGCAAGUGACGGUUAGCACCAUCAUCUGGACCUAAGAGGCUACAUGAAUUCCUUGAACUACAUAUUUGAUGUUUGGAAAUUUAUAGUCAAAGUGUUUCAACAUAAACUCACACCCAAGUUCUGGAUUCUCUAUCUUUUGAGGAUUUCAACAGAUAAAAUUUACCCGCCCAAAAGAUACAAAGCCUUCUCUGUGUUUUUAAGCUAAAUGUGAACAGUUAUGUCUUGGAAAAGAAAUUAUUUUUCAGGGGGCCGUGGCAGUGUCCAAGGGAUGUUUGCACCUCGAAGCUCAACCUCCAUAGCCCCCAGCAAAGGCCUCAGCAAUGAGCCUGGGCAAAAUAGCUGCUUCCUCAAUAGUGCCCUGCAGGUUUUGUGGCACCUGGACAUCUUUCGUCGUAGCUUUAGGCAGCUGACAACUCACAAAUGCAUGGGCGAUUCCUGCAUCUUUUGUGCUCUCAAGGGAAUCUUUAACCAGUUUCAGUGUAGUAGUGAAAAAGUGCUUCCAUCUGAUACUCUCCGCAGUGCUCUGGCAAAGACAUUCCAGGAUGAACAGCGUUUCCAGCUGGGAAUUAUGGAUGAUGCUGCAGAGUGCUUUGAAAACCUCCUGAUGAGAAUUCACUUCCAUAUUGCUGAUGAAACCAAAGAAGAUAUAUGUACUGCCCAACACUGCAUUUCCCACCAGAAAUUUGCAAUGACGUUGUUUGAGCAGUGUGUAUGUACUAGCUGUGGUGCCACUUCUGAUCCCCUGCCUUUCAUCCAGAUGGUGCAUUACAUCUCCACUACUUCCCUUUGGCUCAGUUCUGGUCAGCAAAGUGGGAGGAGAAGUGGGGAUUCUAUGAGCUUUGGAUUUUGGGACAGCAAUCAGGCUAUUUGUAUGCUGGAAAGACGAGAAAAACCUUCGCCAAGCAUGUUUGGUGAGCUGUUGCAGAACGCCAGCACCAUGGGGGAUCUGCGGAACUGUCCCAGCAACUGUGGAGAGAGGAUCCGGAUUCGACGUGUGUUGAUGAAUGCUCCGCAGAUUAUCACAAUUGGGCUGGUAUGGGACUCCGACCAUUCAGACUUGGCAGAAGAUGUUAUCCACAGUCUGGGCACCUGCCUUAAGUUGGGUGAUCUAUUUUUCAGAGUGACAGAUGACCGGGCCAAGCAGUCUGAACUGUACUUAGUAGGAAUGAUCUGUUAUUAUGGCAAACAUUAUUCUACAUUCUUUUUUCAAACAAAGAUACGCAAGUGGAUGUAUUUUGAUGAUGCUCAUGUCAAGGAGAUUGGCCCCAAAUGGAAGGAUGUGGUAACCAAAUGCAUCAAGGGACAUUAUCAGCCCUUGCUGCUGCUUUAUGCAGACCCCCAGGGUACCCCAGUGUCUACCCAGGACUUGCCUCCCCAAGCUCAGUUCCAGUCAUACAGCAGGACAUGCUAUGAUAGUGAAGAUUCAGGGAGGGAGCCCUCCAUCUCAAGUGACACUCGAACAGAUUCCUCAACAGAGAGCUAUCCCUACAAACACUCCCACCAUGAGUCUGUGGUCAGUCACUUCUCUUCUGAUUCUCAGGGGACAGUCAUCUGUAAUGUGGAGAAUGAUUCCAUGUCCCAGAGCAGUCGGGACACAGGACAUCUGACUGAUAGUGAAUGUAAUCAGAAACACACAUCCAAGAAAGGGUCCCCAGUAGAGCGCAAGAGGAACUCUGGCCGUCUUAGGAGGAAAGGUGAUGAGCCACAGGCCUCAGGAUAUCACAGUGAAGGAGAAACACUGAAAGAGAAACAGGCUCCUAGGAACGCCUCCAAAUCAUCCAGCAGCACCAACAGGCUAAGGGAUUUUAAAGAGACAGUCAGCAAUAUAAUUCAUAACAGACCAUCCCUGGCUUCUCAGACCAAUAUAGGAUCUCCCUGUGGGGGUAGGGGAGGAGACCAACCUGACAAAAAACCUCUUAGGAACCUGUGUAUACACUCUCAUGAUUGGGAAAUAGAGAGUACCAGCAGUGAGUCAAAAUCCAGUUCUUCUAGCAAGUAUCGUCCAACAUGGAGACCCAAACGAGAAUCUCUGAAUAUUGACAGUAUUUUUAGUAAGGACAAAAGGAAGCAUUGUGGCUAUACCCAGCUUAGCCCUUUUGCUGAGGACUCAGCUAAAGAAUUUACACCAGAUGAACCAAGCAAGCCACCUGCUUACAACACUAAACCUGUUGGACCAAGCCCUCAGUACAAACCCUGGGGCUCAGCACGACUAACCUCUCAUCUUUUAGAGCAACAACCUCGCCUAAUCCAGCGAAUGGAAUCUGGUUAUGAGAGCAGUGAGAGAAACAGCAAUAGCCCUGUCAGCCUGGAUGCAGCCUUGCCUGAGAGCUCUAAUAUCUGCAGGGAUCCAAGUGCUAAGAGAUCAGCUGGGAUAGUCCCUUCUUGGCGUCAUAUCCCAAAGUCUCACAGCAGUAGCAUCCUAGAGGUGGACUCCACAGUAUCCAUGAGUGGCUGGACAAAAACUCAACCCCUUUCAGGUGGGGAGGUAUCUUCUAAAAGUGAACUGGAUGAAUUGCAGGAAGAGGUGACCAGGAGGGCCCAGGAACAGGAACUUCGAAGGAAACGAGAGAAGGAAUUAGAGGUUGCUAAAGGGUUUAACCCUCAUCCCAGCCGCUUCAUGGACUUGGAUGAACUGCAGAAUCAGGGGAGGAGUGACGGCUUUGAGAGGUCUCUGCAAGAGGCAAAUUCAAUGUUUGAAGAGUCGCUGCAUCUGGAACAAAAGGGAGACUGUGCUACAGCUUUGGCUCUUUGUAACGAAGCUAUCUCUAAACUAAGACUUGCCCUGCAUGGUGCCAGCUCUAGCACGCACAGCAGAGCCCUAGUCGAUAAGAAGUUGCAAAUCAGUAUUCGAAAAGCAAGGAGCCUGCAGGAUCGCAUGCAGCAGCAGCAAUCAUUGCAGCAGCAGCAAUCAUCGCAGCAGCCGUCGCAGCCCUCAGCCUGCCUCCCAUCACAGGGGGGGGCCGUCCCUCAGCUGACAAGUGAACAGCCUAUCCCGCUCCAAGUAUUGUUAAGCCACGAGGCCCAACUGGAACCCUGCACAGAUACAGAUUUUGGGGCCAGUUCUUCUUUCUUACACUCACCUGCUUCCUGCCAUGAGUCACACUCAUUACUGUUCCCAGAGUUACCUGCUUCAUCUGCCCCACAGCACAGUUCCCCCAGUAAAUCUGCCUCAAAGCUUCUGACUUCAGUUGAGGUGGACAGCAUUGACCCUUCUGUAUUUCACAGGCAGUGUUUACCUAAAACACCAGGGAGAACUGAGAAUUCUCACCUUGAUUUUGUGCCAUUGGAUGCCUCAGAGGGUAAACUGCCAGGGCAAAGGGGUGAUAACAACAGUUACAGCAGGUUCUCUCUUCAAGAAGGAAGGAACAUUGCUCAAGAACAGCCAUUCCAAGAAAAGAGGAAUCCUACUGACUCAUCCCUGGUGAUGUCUUGGUCACACCUAACAGGAAGAGCCACCUCAGAGAGAGGAGAAACACACAGCCUAGGCUAUAGUCCUUCAAAUUCAUUAGUUCAACCCAGUAUUCCCACACAUAGGGCCUGCCACCCCAUAAUGUCUGCUGCUGCUUCAUCUGUGCUUCAUUCUUCUGAUCCUGUGCAGAAAACUAACCAAUGCCUCCAAGCCCAAAGCCUCCAAACUUCUCUGACUUCAAAAGUGGAUGGAAGCAGUGAGGAGCCAUGUAGACCAGAGUUUCCCAGCACAAAGGGACUUGUCCGCUCACUGGCAGAGCAAUUCCAGAAGAUGCAGUGUGCCUCCAUGAGGGAUGCCUCAGGUUCCCAAGAGAGAAGUCUUGGAAAUCUAAAGAAGAACUCUUUCCCUUCUGACUCUAAGCCUUCUUUCCAGCAUGGUCAAGGGAAAGGUCAUUGUCCCUGGGCAAAAGAGCAAGCCUCUCUGGAUGGUAGGGACAGAUUGCCUUCCUGGGAAGAUCCUGCUGACCACCAUCUUUCUCUUGCCAUGGACUCAGGGCAGCCAAACAGUGAAACUUCUAGGGGAGGACAGCCCAGGUUGGGAGAGCCAGGGAUAUACCAAGGAAAGCUAUCCCAAGCAAAAGACCCUAGGCCUAAGGAGAUUGGUAACAGUAUCAACUUGGGGACUUCCUUGCCUUUGGAUUCCUGGGUGAAUGUCACAAGGUUCUGUGAUUCUCAGCUUAAACAUGAGAUCCUUGGGCCAGGGAUGAAGUCCUCUCCCCAUGAUUCUCAUACCUGUGUAACCUAUCCAGAGAGAAAUCAUAUCCUUUUACAUCCACAUUGGAACCAAGACACAGAGCAAGAGACCUCGGAAUUGGAAUCUCUCUACCAGGCCAGUCUUAAGGCUUCCCAGGAUGGCUCUUCUGCAUGGGCGCCACAGAAUGUGGCUUGGCAUCCACUUAGCCAAACAGGCUCUGCAGAUGGCAUGGGGAGGAGAUUACACUCAGCCCCUGGGCUUGACAUCUCAAAGACCCGAAUAGCAGAAAUGGAGCACAUUCUCCUUGAAGCCAGCACAGUGCCUGCGUCUCAGGCUGCAGCUUGCCGAGGCCUCAGCAGGGAGUAUGGGGAUGACGAACAGUACAGUGCAGAGAACUUUCGCCGCAUCUCACGCAGUCUCAGUGGCACCAUUAUCUCAGAGAGGGAGGAGGCUCCAGUCUCUUCCCACAGUUUUGAUCCAUCAAACCUGAAGAAAAAGCCUUUGGAAACCGGGCACCGUUGUUCCAGCUCCUCUUCCCUCCCUAUCAUCCAUGACCCUUCUGUGUUUCUCUUUGAUCCCCAACUGUAUCCUCCCCAACCACAGUUCCUGUCCCCAGAUGUCCUGAUGCCCAGCAUGGCAGGGGAGCCCUAUAGACCCCCAGGAAAUUCGAGGAGUGUCCAGCAGUUUCUGGCUAUGUGUGACAGGAGUGAAACUUCCCAAGGGGUCAGAUACUCAGGAAGGACUUUGAACUACCGGAGUCUUCCCCAUCGUUCCAGAACUGAUGCCUCCUGGGGACCCUGGUCAGAGACCAACCAGCAAGUUGGGGCCAGAUUCCUAACUACUCCAGGGUGCAAGCCUCAGCUAACCCAUACUGCCACACUACCAGAAAGAGGCCAGGGCCUUCAGGUUCCUCAUACUCACUCCUGGGGGGAUCUUUUUAAUUCACCCUCUUACCCUCUGUCUCCACCAUCUAGCAGGUCAGCUUCGAAUUUGGGUCCUGUUCUGGGGUCCCGAACCCAUGGUCCUCGUAGAGUCGAUAUACCUCCAGAUGAUGACUGGAGGCAAAGCAGUUAUGCCUUCCAAUCUGGAAACAGGACAAGGGAAGAGGAGCUUCUCUUUGUUCUAGCAGAUCCUCCUGGAAGAGAGCAGAACAGGGCUAGAGUCCUACAGCAUAGCAGGUGGUAAGGGUCACCCUUUUCCUUUUCUGGCACCACACCUUCCUCUGUAAAACUGUACUAUGGCAGAGUUGGUGUCCUAUAUUCUUGCCAUGAUUGUGAUAGUCUUAUCUCAACAUAGAAUUGGCAGUUUCUCCAAGGGGUGCCAGGAACCUCUAAAGGAGAGACUUGGCUCCUUAGGAGGGAAUUUUUGAAACUGUAACUUUAAUUUCCCUAGCCAAAGGAAGCAGCUGCUGUUAGGGCUUUGAGUCAUUUUAAAGUUGAAUUCAUUACAUUACUUGACAUUAGUCGCUCCUUGAUAUCUUAAGGUCAUUUUAUUCCUGGAUGCUUUUGUCCCCCACCUUCAUCUGAACCCUCCUCUUCAGAUCCCUAUUUUUGUUUUGUCGGCUUACCUCUAUCACUUGACCCUUUGUUUUCCUCAUCUCCUAUCCUUAGAGAGACCUAUAGCUCUGGGGUCAUGGUCCUAAUCACAUCAUUCAGGGGAAAUGGGGGAGGGCAUGGACUGUCAGCCUUCCCUGUGCCCCAAACCUUAGCCCUAGAAUGUGGAGCUGCCAGCCUAACAUUCGCCCUUCUGAACAGAUGGAGUCAUGCACACUAACAUACCCUCUUGUUCUCAGCAGCAGAGUCAUUACUGCCACUUGCUCAGUCACUGUUGUAAACCCUGAGUCAGCUGAACUAUUAGGGCCAAACAUACUGUUUUUGUAAAAUAUUUUUCAUUAAUAAAUCUAUAAGAUAGUUCUAUUUAA
Molecule: messenger RNA, 6458 nt
Organism: Ictidomys tridecemlineatus (thirteen-lined ground squirrel)
Lineage: Eukaryota; Metazoa; Chordata; Mammalia; Rodentia; Sciuridae
Gene: Usp54
Product: ubiquitin specific peptidase 54
Biological process (GO): protein deubiquitination
Molecular function (GO): cysteine-type deubiquitinase activity
Source: RefSeq, a predicted model, not a curated record